Engraulis encrasicolus (European anchovy) is the source of this 1391-nucleotide messenger RNA. Its product is annotated as golgin subfamily A member 6A-like. The record is from RefSeq and is a predicted model, not a curated record. The transcript is spliced from 10 exons. Bases 116 to 1333 code for a protein of 405 amino acids. Lineage: Eukaryota; Metazoa; Chordata; Actinopteri; Clupeiformes; Engraulidae.
UGUAGACGUGUUAUUUUCUUCAAAUUAUCAUUGAGUUAAGUGAAAGUCUGGUGUUGAUGGCUGCCCAAUUCAUACGACCUCACGUGCGAUAAAGAGACGUGCGAUCCAGGGAGUCAUGGCACCUAGCCACAGCACGCGACUGGGGGAGAUCUCCAAACAGAUUGCUCGUUUCGUGGAGGAGCAGGCAAAGGCUGAGGCGGAGUCCCAAAAGAAAGUAAAAGAGGAGCUGGAGAGGAUCAUUAAUCUGCAGAAUGCCUCACAGGCCAACCUGCAGACUCAAUCCUGUGAGCUGAACCACAGGUUGAGAGCUUUGGAGCAGGAGAACCGCAGAUUGAGGAGCAAGGUCAGGAAUGUGGAGCACGAGAAGGAGAGGCUGAAGAUGACGCUCCAGGAAAUGAUUGGACGUGCCUCCCAGGCCAACACUGCCAACCUGGAGAAGACCCACCACAACCAUAAGCAGCAGAGGGAACUGAACAUGGUCACCACCUGGUUCCGGAACUCAGAGAUGGGCAACAGCAAAUUGGCCAAGAAUGCCAACAUGCUGCGGAGCCAGAGGGAUGAGAUCCAGGAUUUGCUGGACAAGGAGAGGAAUCAGAGCCGGAUUCUGGACCUCCAAGUCCAACAGCUGCAAGAAGAGAGGAAAAAGGAGAAGAAGCAGCAUGAGGACCUGAUCAAGGACCUUGAGAGGCAGCUGGCCAUCUUCCAGCGGCGGGCCAUGGCGACCCCAUGUGAGGUCCCGACCCCAAGGUUGAAAACCACUGAGCUGCAUGAAGUAUGCAUUGAGAUGGAAGAGGAACCUGCAAAAAACCUGCAGAAGGAGGAAAAGGUGCAGAACCUCACCUCAGAGCCCCAGAAGGCCACCUCAAAGGACCUCAGGUCACAUGAGCAGGGGGAUUUGAGCCAGGUGAAGAACCUGGAGUUGGAGCAGGUGAAGAUGCUGGAAGAGACCAAACAGUGUUGUGCGGUGGCCUUCAUUGAGAAGCUGGAUGCCCAGUCUCUGAAUCUGAGUGUUGAGGAUUCCGGUCGGCACAUGAGCGGAGAGGGCUCCCCCUGUGGAACUGGGGGAGAGUCGCGCCGCAUUGGGGCCGGCAGCGGGCCGCAUGCCGACAGCCCUGCUCUGGCAGAGGCACAGAGACAACUGGAGACACUCAAAGACCUCACACAGAGGCAGGAGAAGAAGAUGAUUGGUGAGGAGAAGCCUCUGUGUGCCAUGGGCAUGGGCAAGAAGGAGAAGAUUGCUGAGGAGAAGCCCAGAGACAGCUCGGACCACAUGAAGGUCCUCCGUUAUUGGAGGUCAAGGGGCUUCGGCCUGGAAAUGGUGGACGAGACCUAGCUUCGUCAAGACCUCAAAUUCCAGGUCAUGCAGAAAGAAUAAAAUCACAAAAAAGGAA